This is a messenger RNA of Dujonia railenensis, 1416 nucleotides long. The record is from the annotation of a GenBank genome assembly. NCBI's taxonomy places the organism in Eukaryota, Fungi, Ascomycota, Pichiomycetes, Serinales, Debaryomycetaceae.
AUGUACUUUUCUAGGCACUUUGUAACUUCUGCAAAACUAUUUCAACAGGUCAAUAAUCACCUCAAUAAAAGUAAAAUCUAUGCUUCCGCCAUGUCGCACAGUGUAAAUACCUCCGUAACAGAUCAACAAAAUGAUAUGUAUUUUGGAACUGAAGCCAUCAAUAGAGUAUCGUUUUUAAGAGAAGAUACAGAAUUUAUUUGUAAUUCCAUAAAACAUCCAGCUGCUAGAUUUAUUGCAUUUUCCAAAACUAAUCCUCUAAUUAACAAAUCAUUAAAGGAAAAAUUAUUAGUUUUCACCAACGGUGAUAAUCAAAUUGGUAGCAAGAAGGGUCUAGCAACAAGUUCGGAUGGGAGAAUUGUUGAAAACACUUGGACAACUGCUGUACAUAACUGGUGCGAAGAUAAUAGAAAUGAGUCCGCCGAUUUGAGAUCGCAUGGAAAACCGGUUUUUUUGUUCUUGGGGUUAGAGGAUGAGAGUGUAGGGUUGAAGUUGAGUGACUUGAAGGCUGAAGAGUUGGAGCAGGAACACCUGGACAUACCUUGCGACGAAAAAUAUUUAGAUCAUCAGGGUAGAUACCAAGGGAUACCAUAUUUUGCAGUAGAUGUAACAGCUAGUCCAGAGAUUGAAGAAUUUUUAUUAGCACAGGGCCAACUUCAAGGUGGGCUGCCAACUGGCGAAGGGACUGGAGACGAUUCUCCGGUAUUCUUCACUCGAUCAAGAAAGCACUACCUUGGGUUCACUCAUAAGGAGGCUGCUCUUUAUUCCCAUGGUAAGAUGUUUUUGGAUUGGUUGAGUAGAAACUUGUUUUGUCCUGGUUGUGGUACCAAGACAAUCCCAAUUCAUGCCGGUGGGAAGUUAAAAUGUACGAAUACAAAGACUACCAUAAAGAGAGAUCAGGAAGUCUCUAUAUGCCCAGUGAAAAGUGCUUCAGUGUCCAAUGUUUCUUUUCCCAGAACUGAUGCCUGCGUAAUUACUGCUAUAACUUCAUCCGAUAGAUCGAAAAUUCUCCUUUCACUUUCCAAACGUCAUGCGGUCACCAAAAUGUAUGCCUGUACCGCUGGUUUUAUGGAACCUUCAGAAACUGUUGAAGUAGCCACCAAGAGAGAGAUAUGGGAAGAAACCGGGGUGGUAUGCAACAAAAUCAACAUUAUAAUGACGCAGCCAUGGCCAUUCCCAGGCAAUUUGAUGAUUGGAUGUCUUGCUGUAGUUGACUUCAACGGAGAAAAUGAAGUUAUUCAUUUGGACAAUGACAAAGAAUUGGCUGAUGCUAGAUGGUUUGAUACUGAAUUGAUCAGAAAAUGGAUUUAUGAGAACAACAACAUAGACAACCCGGAAGGGAUCUUGUUGCCAAACCCAGAGUCUAUAGCCUUUCUGUUAAUCAAAAUGGCUGUUGAUCAACGCCAGCAAAAGCUUUAA